UAGGUUUAGUCGGUGCCCGGAGGAAGUAAUACAUGCGACAAUAUGGCCGUGUUGGCUGCUGAGUGAACAAGGGAGCAACUUGACUUAAUGCUGGAAAAGCUCCGCCACUAUCCAUCUUGUAGUAGUGCCCAGUAUUGCUUCGAUCCAUACAUCUGUACACAUGGCAAACUCGCUGGAUUACAGGACCCAUGUCGACCAGUCAUGUAGAUAUUCAGAAGAAUUUGUCAACAUUUACUACGACUGCAUGGACAAGAAAAGAAGGAACUUGACGCGACUCUACCUGGACAAGGCCACGUUGGUGUGGAACGGCAACGCCGUGUCAGGGCCGGACGCUUUGGGCGACUUUUUUGAGUCGCUGCCAUCAAGCGAGUUCCAGGUUCAAACGCUGGAUUGUCAGCCAGUUCACGAACAAGCAACCCAAGGCCAGACUACACUGCUCGUGGUGACUGGUGGGACAGUCAAGUUUGAAGGGAACAAACAGCGUUUCUUCAACCAGAACUUUCUUUUAACAGCUCAGGCUUCACCCAACAAUGACCAGCCUGUUUGGAAGAUUGCUAGCGACUGUUUCCGAUUUCAAGACUGGAACAGCUGAGGCUCUCCCCAUCUAAGCUUUAUGUAUGAACAGUCAACACACACCGUCUUGAAAAUUAAGAUGCUGUUGGUUUAUUUCUAUUUUUUGGUAAUAAAAUAAAAAAUGUCAUACAAGACUGAUUAUAAAAAGAUGUUUAU
Messenger RNA from Xiphias gladius (swordfish), 729 nucleotides. RefSeq names its product nuclear transport factor 2-like export factor 2 (gene nxt2). Bases 161 to 592 code for a protein of 143 amino acids. The transcript has 4 exons. Lineage: Eukaryota; Metazoa; Chordata; Actinopteri; Istiophoriformes; Xiphiidae. Gene Ontology annotation, biological process: protein import into nucleus. The record is from RefSeq and is a predicted model, not a curated record. Gene Ontology annotation, cellular component: nuclear pore central transport channel.